This is a messenger RNA of Brugia malayi, 1740 nucleotides long. RefSeq lists its product as hypothetical. The transcript has 12 exons. Gene Ontology annotation, molecular function: neurotransmitter transmembrane transporter activity; L-glutamate transmembrane transporter activity. Gene Ontology annotation, cellular component: excitatory synapse; synaptic vesicle membrane. Gene Ontology annotation, biological process: regulation of synapse structure or activity; monoatomic anion transport; transmembrane transport. The record is from RefSeq and is a predicted model, not a curated record. Bases 1 to 1740 code for a protein of 579 amino acids. NCBI's taxonomy places the organism in Eukaryota, Metazoa, Nematoda, Chromadorea, Rhabditida, Onchocercidae.
AUGGAACGAAGACAAUUUCAAAAUGUUGAUGAAUUGGGAUAUGAAUUAGAUGAAGCAACGGAUAGUAAACAGUCUAAUAUUGCAAUGGCUGCUGCUUCCAACAAAUUACUUAAAGCAACUGACCAGUGUUCAUGCUGCAAUUGUGCAAAACGUUGGCAACUUGCAAUUUUGGCUAAUUUUGGUUUUUUAAUUGUUUUUGGCAUACGUUGCAAUUUUGGUGCAGCAAAAAAUCAUAUGGCACGUGAUUAUACAGAUCCAUGGGGCAAACAUCAUCGACGUGAAUUUAAUUGGACAUUAACAGAAUUGGGUGUUAUGGAAAGUUCAUUUUUUUAUGGUUAUUUGGUGACACAAGUACCGGCAGGCUUUUUAGCUGCUAAAUUUGCACCAAAUAAAUUAUUUGGCCUUGCAAUAGGUUUGGCAUCAUUUUUCAAUAUUUUGUUACCAUUUGCAUUUCAUGCAAAUAAUGAUACUUUAAUUGCAUUAAUUCAAAUAUUACAAGGACUUGUACAAGGUGUAUCAUAUCCUGCAAUGCAUGGUGUUUGGCGCUAUUGGGCACCACCAUUAGAACGAUCAAAAUUAGCAACAACCGCAUUUACUGGUUCUUAUGCUGGGGCGGUAAUUGGUUUACCAGCUUCUGCUUGGCUUGUUAGCUACAUACAUUGGUCAGCGCCAUUUUAUGUGUAUGGUUUUGCUGGCGUAAUAUGGGCAAUAUUUUGGUUUGCAUUAACAUUUGAAAGUCCAACAUUUCAUCCAACAAUUUCAAUGGAAGAGAAAAAAUAUAUUUUAGAAACAAUUGGACCAGUAUCAACAAGUCAUCCAACACUUUCAUCAAUACCAUGGAAAGCAAUAUUGCAAUCAAAACCAGUUUAUGCAAUAAUUGUGGCAAAUUUUGCACGAAGUUGGACAUUUUAUCUUUUACUUCAAAAUCAACUUACCUAUAUGAGAGAAGUGCUCAAUAUGGCAAUUAAUAAUAGUGGUUUAAUAGCUGCUUUACCGCAUGCAGUGAUGGGUUUAGCAGUACUUGGUGGUGGUCAACUAGCCGACUAUUUGCGCUCACGUCGAAUUCUCAGUACAACAGCAGUGCGGAAACUUUUCAAUUGUGGCGGUUUUGGUGGUGAGGCUAUAUUUAUGUUAGUUGUAGCAUAUACUAAAAGUGAUGCAACUGCUGUAUUUGCACUAAUACUUGCUGUUGGUAGUAGUGGAUUUGCAAUUUCAGGCUUUAAUGUGAAUCAUUUGGAUAUAGCACCACGUUAUGCAGCAAUAUUAAUGGGUUUUUCAAAUGGUAUUGGUACCUUAGCUGGUCUAACAUGUCCAUUUGUAACCGAAAAAUUAAUCGCACGUGGACCACGAGGAUGGGAAAAAGUAUUUUUGCUUGCAAGUCUCAUACAUUUUACUGGUGUUACCUUUUAUGCUGUUUAUGCAUCCGGUGAAUUACAAGAUUGGGCAGAACCAAAAGAUGAAGAAGAACCAUGGUUCAGAAAUAAUACCUAUAAAAGCACCAGUAUAGAUACCAGUGGUGGUGGUGGUGGUGUCGGUAGUCAUUAUGGUACAGUAAAUUCAGAACAACGACAAAAUGAUCCAAUUCCUGAUUUUAACAAAAUUUGGAAUGAUUCAUCUUCGACAAUAGAUUCAAAUGAAAUGAGAAAUAGAUACGACAACUUAUCAACAACAGCUAAUCCCACCAUCUAUAAUGAUUCGAAACGAUAUAGCAGCACAAACAACAAUUACGAAGGAUGGUGA